Messenger RNA from Eucalyptus grandis, 3978 nucleotides. RefSeq names its product pentatricopeptide repeat-containing protein At4g39952, mitochondrial. The record is from RefSeq and is a predicted model, not a curated record. The coding region runs from base 181 to 2517 and encodes 778 amino acids. Gene Ontology annotation, molecular function: protein binding; RNA binding. Gene Ontology annotation, biological process: RNA modification. Lineage: Eukaryota; Viridiplantae; Streptophyta; Magnoliopsida; Myrtales; Myrtaceae. The transcript has 3 exons.
CAAGCAACGAUCGUCGGCACCCUCAGCGAAGGAGUUGCCCACUCUUUGAAGAAGAUGUCCGGUUAAGCUCCGGGGAACGGGCUUGAAUCCCGUCGACGACCGACCCCCCCGGCCGACGGCGGCCGGCGUUCGACCGCGGCGGCGAUAAGCCCGGACUCCUCGGCGUGAACGGCCGUUCCCAUGCUGCUCCCUCUGCGGACCGCUCGUCUCUCCCGGCGCUCCUUCUCGUCUUCCCCGCUCUCGAGAUCCGACUACGUUCGCGCUCGCCUCGACUCCAUCCUCUCGAGCCGCGCCCCCUCGCCGUCGUCCCUCCUCCAGUCCCACGGCCUCGUCGUGACGGCCGGGCACUCCGGGAACGCGUUCGUCGCGGCGAAGCUCGUCUCUCUGUACGCGUCUCUCGGCCGACCCACGUGCUCGACCCGGGUGUUCGAUCGUGUUGAGGCGAAGGACGUCUUUCUUUGGAACUCCAUCGUCAAAACCCACUUCUCGAAUGGCGCCUGUUCUCGGGCCAUCGAGUUUUACUCCCGGAUGCGCGCGGCGAAUGAGCUGCCCGACCAGUUUACGAUCCCCAUGGUUGUCGCAGCCUGCGCAGACAUUGGGUCGCUGAAUUACGGGAUGUGGGUCCACGCUUUGGCGUGUAAAUGUGGUCUCUUUGCGGGAAGCUCGGCGGUCGGAUCUUCUUUCGUGUACAUGUAUUCGAAGUGUGGCCAAAUGAUGGAUGCCUCUUUGGUGUUUGAUGAAAUUCGCGUGCGAGAUGUGGUGGCUUGGACCGCACUUUUGAUUGGAUACGUGCAGAAUGGGGAAAAUGAGAAGGCAUUGUGGAGUUUGCGCGAGAUGCUGAGGUUAGGUGGGUUGGAGGAGAGACCCAAUUUUAGAACCAUGGAGGGUGGAUUUCAAGCUUCUGGGAAUAUGGGUGCAGUAUCAGAAGGUCGUUGUCUUCAUGGUUUAGCAGUAAAAAGUGGACUUUUGUGUUGUGAAGUAGUUAAGUGUUCAGCUUUGUCUAUGUACUCGAGAUGUGAUUUCCCUGAAGAUGCUCAUUCAUCUUUUUGUGAGAUUGUCAAUAAGGAUGUUCUCUCAUGGACAUCAGUAAUCAGUGUCUAUGCAAGGUUCGGAUGUAUGGCAGAGUGCUUGUCUUUGUUUCUUCAAAUGCAAUCCAGUGGAACAUAUCCAGAUGGAAUUGUUACCAGUUGCGUACUUUUGGCUUUCGCUAAUACCAUAAGUGUCUCAGAAGGGAGGACGUUUCAUGGCUUGCUUAUACGAAGACAUUCUCUGUUAGUUCAGGAUCAGAUGGUCCACAAUGCGUUAUUGUCCAUGUAUUGCAAGUUCGGGCUCUUAAAUGUUGCUGAAAAGCUUUUUGCCACUAGAGCACAUGAACUUGCAAAAGAGCCGUGGAACAUUAUGGUUUCAGGAUGUGGGAAGUUGGGAAUGGAAGAGAAUUGUAUACUGUACUUUAAGAAUAUGCAACAUCUAGGCAUUGAAUGUGAUUUAGAUUCUUUGGUCUCUGUCAUUUCUUCGUGUUCAAAAUUAGGAGCAACCAAUCUGGGCAAGUCAGUUCAUUGUUAUGCCAUCAGAAGAUCAAUUGAUGGGAAUGCCUCAUUUGCCAAUUCACUCAUAGGUUUCUAUGGUAGGUUGGGUAAUUUGGCAGUUGUACAAAGAAUCUUUUCAAGGAUGAAGAGAGAUACUGUCUCAUGGAACGCUGUAAUAUCAUCUUAUGUUCAUAAUAAGCAUUAUGAAGGUGCCAUUGCCCUUUUUGAUAGAAUGGUAUCAGAGGAGAUGAAGCCUAACUCUGCAACAUUAGUCAGUGUGCUUGCAGCCAGUGCUAAUCUGGCUUCGUCAGAGAAAGGAGAAAGGAUCCACCAGUAUCUGGAGGAAGAAAUGAUUGAAACGAACCUUCCUCUUACAACUGCAUUAGUUCAUAUGUACGCAAAAUGUGGAAAACUUGACAAAGCUCGUGAAUUAUUCGACUUAAUGAACGAGAGGGACAUUAUUUCUUGGAAUGUUAUGAUUUCUGGUUAUGGAAUGCAUGGACAUGCAAAAUCUGCUGUUGAGAUUUUCCAGCUGAUGGAGAACUCAAAGGUUAGACCAAACGCACUCACUUUUCUUGGACUUCUGUCAGCCUGUGCACAUGCAGGUCUUGUUGAAGAAGGGAAGCGUCUCUUUUCUAGAAUGCAACAUUAUUCCAUUGAACCCAACGUAAAGCACUAUACUUGCAUGGUAGAUCUUCUCAGCAAGUCUGGUGAUCUGCAAGGAGCUGAAGAGUUGGUUCUUUCAAUGCCUGUGCGACCUGAUGGCGGUGUAUGGGGGGCUCUAUUAAGUGCUUGUGCCAUCCAUGAAAAACUGGAGGUCGGAAUGAGAGUUGCAAACCGUGCAAUUCAAUCUGAACCAGAUAAUGAUGGAUAUUACGUGUUGCUUUCUAAUAUGUGUAGUUCUAUGGGGAGAUGGGAAGAGGCGGAGAUGGUCAGGAAAAUGAUGAAAGGUGGGGGCGUGCAGAAGCAAGCAGCCUGGAGUGCAACAUAAUUGACUAGAUCUUCUUGCGAGUAUCUUGCUCUUUCAGAUGAAACAAGCCAUGACCGCUUGCAAGUAUAUUGCUUGCACAAUUACAGGAGAGCUAUGUCAGUGUACGUUUUGAGCAUGGGGGAGCCAGAUCCCUCUUUAUCAGACAUCACUGGUCCAGGGGCUGAUGAGAUCAUCAAAGUCGAUUGAGUUGGGAUCUGAAGUUUGCUUUGCAUUUGGCUUACGGUGAGAAUUGCUGUCGCUUUGUGCUGGCAACUUUAUCAACUGACAAAUAGUUUCAUCUUAAGAAAGAAUUCAAGAUUGUUUUAUUUUCUUUUUCCCUUUGGCAUAAAAAUGAUAGCUCAUCUUGCUUUCACUUACUAUGGUGGGGAGAAUGGUGAUGGCGGUGGUUUAGGAGUGAUCUUUGGUUUUGGGAGUAUGAUGCUGGAAGGUUAAAGGUAAUUUCUGCAAUUUUAUGCAUGUUGAUGCAUGUGCACAAUUGACAUGGCUGCUGGGUUCAUAGCACAAGUGGAAUUUUAAAUAGAAAUAAGACCCUGCUGAAGACUGAAUAAUUUGCUUAUAAAUAGACUUUAUCGUACUCCACCAGGAUCAUAGUUAUUAGAAUACUCAACUUAGCACAUAAGAAUACCGCCGAAUCAACCAUUUACUGAGCUAAAUGAAGCAUAAUUAGUUUGGCAUGAUAGCAAUUUCUUUGUAAUCUUAUUCGUUAUAAUAUCCAGUAUGUUUUGCAUCGACUGAUGCUUAUUUUCUAGCUCAGAGAAUCAAGGAAUUUCGAAGUGAUGAAAUGGAUGCCAUGCUGCAAUUGUUGUCAUUGGCAGCUGAAGCUGAUUUCUAACCUGACCAUGGUGCUUCCUUUGUCUGUCAGUGAGUGAACUUGCCAAUCUCAAGCCAGCCACCAUCAUGUUGCGAUCUUCCCCGCAGUUUUACCUGGUGCUCUCCCCAAGCAAUUACAAUUAUCUUGAAUCAAGCAGAUGUAAUCUGACCAGAAGCAAACAAAUGGCUAUGGAGAAUGCGAGCAGCAGGAGAACUUAAUGUGCCACAGUCAUCGGCCAGUUGAGAUGCUGAUCAAGUUAUUCAGUUGACUGUAUUAUCUCCAUAUUUAUAAGUUCCCGGCGAUGCUAAGACUCCUCCAUAUCUUCAGAUGGCUUGGCCCGAGCUCAACACGGCAAAGUCGUUGCACAGAAUGCUCGAAGCUUGGUCGGCUGAAGAUGAGAUUUGUCUGUGCACUCUCCAUUCAGGGUGAGUGUUUUGGUUGGUGGCCCUUUGAACUUUUGCAUCUGGGAAAUGUCAAAACGCUGAGUCUCUCCAUAACAAACUAAUUUAGUCGUUGCCUAGAACUAUUCUUGUGGUAUUAUUUUUAAUUUUUAGAGAAGAAGAGGGACUAUUGACAUGUGGAAUGGGACAUAUGACAUCGACUUUAUUUUUAUUUUUUUGCUCCUAUUUAUUGCAAAUUUGUGUUUUCUC